UGUCUUGUCAAUAUCACAUAAUGCCCUUCGCCUGGUCAACGUGGAUCAAGCAUACCCAGCAUAAAGGAUCCAGCACUCCCAUCAUAGGAAGUCUGCUCACUCACUUCCCCUCACCAUUCUAAAUUCUUCCCUCCGUCUCUCCCGUCUUUCUGCCCUGAUCUCAAAUUACCCAACAUGGCGGAAGUCCCAGUCCCCGUCGAGAAAGCUUUCGACAUCAAUGAACUCGAGCGUGCCGAUACCACCAUCUCAGCUGACUCUGACAAGCUGAACGAUGCCAGAAUCAAUGCCUUCACUCCGGAAGAACAGAAGAAAAUCAUGUGGCGUAUUGACAGACGGCUGGUGCUCACGCUCGGUUUUCUGUACUGCGUCUCCCUGAUGGAUCGUACCAACACCGGUAUCGCCGUCGUCGCCGGGAUGGGAGUAGAUCUCGUCCUCAUCGACAAUCGAUAUUCGAUUAUGGUACUUGUGUUCUUCAUCACCUACGUGCUACUGCAGCCUCCUGCUACAGUUGUCCUUCGGAAAGUCGGCCCUCGCAGGUUCUUGCCCACCAUCACUUUACUCUGGGGCAUGACGAUGUGCGCCGCUGGCUUCGUCAAGACUUGGACAGAGUUGACCGGUCUGCGAGUGAUUCUCGGUGUUUUUGAGGCUGGUUUCUUCCCAGGCUGUGCCUAUCUUCUUAGCUGCUGGUAUCCUCGCUAUGAGCUACAGAAACGCAAUGCCGUUUUCUACCUCAUUGGAUCCAUGGCGUCCGCCUUUGCUGGUAUUCUUGCCUAUGGCUUCUCCCAGCUGAAGAACCACGGGUCUGGACCGAAAUGGUGGGGCCAGCAUUACGGUCCGACCGCAGCAGAUCCUGAUGCGCCGUCGGGCAUUCUUCCUGGCAUCGCGGGCUGGAGAUGGAUCUUCAUCCUGCAGGGCGCCGUCACCUGCGUCAUGGCCAUCUGUGCCUACGUUCUCAUUGUGGAUUUCCCCGAAAAGGCCGCGAACUCGUUUGGCCUCAAAUUCCUGAACCAGGCCGAAGUCGAUUUCGUCGUGGCCCGCAUCGAGAAGGACCGUCACGACGCAAUUCCCGAGGAAUUCCGACUCGGCAAAUACCUCAAGAAUGCCUUGGACCUGAAGGUCUGGGGUUUCGCCGCGCUCUUUGGUCUGACGACGACAAACACAUAUGCCAUUGCGUAUUUCCUUCCGAUUAUCCUUAAUGACGGCAUGGGUUUCGGUGUCGCGGCCUCACAAUGCCUCAUCGCACCCCCUUAUGUCCUGGCCGCGAUUGUCAUGUAUCUCUUUGCCUACUUGGGCGACAAGUGGCAUCUGCGAUCUCCCUUUAUCCUCGCCAACGGUUGCUUGCUCCUCAUUGGCCUCCCCCUCCUGGGCUAUCUCGACAACGUCCCAGUCCGCUACUUCGGCGUAUUCAUUGCCACGAGUGCGUGCAACGCAAAUGUGCCUUGCGUGCUCACUUGGCAAGCGAAUAACAUCCGUGGGCAGUGGAAGAGAGCCCUCUGCUCGGCCACAUUGGUCGGUGCUGGAGGUAUAGGCGGUAUCAUAGGAAGCACGGUCUUCCGCGAGCAGGACAAGCCUGAUUAUCACCCAGGCAUCCUCACCUGCAUGCUCGCAAGUGCUCUGAUCAUCAUCAUCACCCUCGCUUUGGAUCUGAAGUUCUAUCGCGCCAACCAGAGAGUUGCUGCCGGCGGUAAGGUGAUCGAGGGUCUCGCGGGAUUCCGGUACACCUACUGAACGGAAAACACGGGUUCAUGUGGGUUUACGGAGCCUAUCGGCCUGCCCUUCUGUCAUUCCAUGCAUGGAAUUCAUGUUGUCUCGGAGGAGAGAGAGACGUGGCCACCCACUCUCUAUACCGGCGGAAGAGCGGAAUGCCAAGCCUCAAGCGGAACAACCUCCGCCAAUGAGGCUGUCGAGGUCAAUGCUGUAGAACUGCCCAAGCCCCAAAUAUUCUGACCUGGAACUUGGUGACAUGGUACUUCAAUAUUACAAACAUGAAAUUACAAGUG
Molecule: messenger RNA, 2000 nt
Organism: Cladophialophora immunda
Lineage: Eukaryota; Fungi; Ascomycota; Eurotiomycetes; Chaetothyriales; Herpotrichiellaceae
Exons: 3
Coding region: 175-1728 (517 amino acids)
Biological process (GO): transmembrane transport
Cellular component (GO): membrane
Molecular function (GO): transmembrane transporter activity
Source: RefSeq, a predicted model, not a curated record